AUGUAUUCCUUGAGAGAAGGCUCUGCUCACCAUGUCCUCCAGCUCAUCAAGCAACUCAGUGCUACCCCUACCAUUAGUGCCCAAGGAGGUCCCACCACUCUCGACGCACAGGCCGCUCUCAGGGCGAAUAAAGAAGUUUUCUUUUUUCGGCUGGAACGUGAGAUAGAAAAAGUCAACGUCUUUUAUCUCCAGAAAGAGGCAGAGUUUUCGCUUCGUCUCAAAACAUUGCUUGAUAAGAAAAGAGUGAUUCAAGCAAGAAUAGCUGCGAGCUCGAGACUCUCUGCCAGCUUCGCCACCUUGGUCGAGGGUUUCCAACAAUUUGACAAUGAUCUCAACAAACUUCAACAAUUUGUUGAAGUCAACGAAACCGCAAUUUCAAAAAUUCUGAAGAAGUGGGACAAAACGUCAAAGUCAAGAACGAAAGAGAUCUACCUCCAACGAGCCGUCGAAAUCCAACCGUGCUUCAAUCGCGAUGUACUGCGCGACCUCGCAGACCGAGCAACAACGGCAAGACUCGAUUUGGAGGCAUGGGCUGAGGGUGAAAACAUUCAGUAUGAGGUAUCUAGGCAACAAGAUCGCAUGAUUGGACAACGUGUGGGCACGGAAGAAAGCGACAUCGAUAUUCAAAUCCUUCAGGCCUCAGCCGCAGGUAACACUGCCGCCCUACGCGAAUGGUUUGCGAGAUUGGGCACCUCUCCAGACGCACGCGAUCGUUUCACCAGAAUAUUCCUUGCGACAAUCUCUGAAGCACCCGACGAUUCUUUGAACUUAUUCCUACACUCAGACCUUGUCGAUAUUCAUGCCGAGGAUGACAUCAACGAACGGAAUUGUCUACACGAAGCUGCAAUCUAUGGCAAAGACAUUGCAUUGGACUAUGGUCUCAGCCAUGGAGUUGACCUUACGCGUUUGGAUGUAUACGGCAGGGUACCAUUGCACUAUGCAUGCUUGAGAGGACGCCUUGCAAUGGUCGAGAAAUUGUUGGCAGCAGGGCCGAACACUAUCGACAUGAAAGAUCAUGACAACUUUACGCCGUUGAUCCACAGCAUUGUGCGGCACCGAGUCGAUUGUGUUCGCCUUCUCCUUGCCAACAACGCGAGAAUCGACCCACAAUCUGACGCGGAUCACAUUCCCUUGAACUUGGCCUGUCAACAUGGAUCUAUCGAAGUUGCAGCUCUGCUGUUGGAAAGAAACGCAAAACUUCUUCCUGACGCAGAGGGUCUUUUCCCCCAACAUCUCGUCGCCCGAUCGAGCGAAAAAGCCGAUCUUCUUCUUCUGUUACGGCAGCAUGGGGCGGAUCUAAAUCAGCGCGACAAGUUGUACCAAUGGACGCCACUUUUCCAUGCAGCAAGCGAGGGUCGAGUCGAGUGCUUGCGGGCGCUGCUUGAAAACAGUGCUGAUCCCGAGGCACUGGACGAAAAGGGCCUCACAGCAAUGUAUUAUGCAACAUGGGAAGGUAAUUUGGAAUGCAUGGAACUUCUUUGGGCGCAAAGCAGCCACCAUCGCGCCGAACGCAGAUCUUCCACUAUGUUGGGCGCCGUGGUCCCUCCCCACAGCCAGAUGUUGGCUAUGGAGAUCACGCCGGAAGAGCCUACAGGAGCCGAUGCCGAUGGUAUACCUGAUCUAUCCCUGCCGCCACCCAUCAUCCCUCUGCGCCGCUAUGGACACAACUUCCUCGACACGAAAACCUUCAUCGCCCUCAACUUUGACCGGACGUCGAAAGCCAUACAAUUUUUCAACGAAGCAAGGUAUCCUGCCGCCCGCUUGACCAUUUCUUCGAAAACGUCCGACCUCAUUCCUCGUAAUCUAAUGCUGCCUAUACAGGAGGACGCUAGGUCAGUCUACUUUCAAGUGGACAACCUCAGCACUUUCUCUGUGGAUUUCGAGAUCUACCCAACCUUCGGAUCCAAAGUGAUAGCCAAGUCAGUCGCCCUUCCUGACGUUUUUCGGGCGAUCGAAAGCAGCGCUGGCACCUGCUGUCUUCCACUAUUUGACCCCAGACUCCGGUCAGUGGGCCAGAUACAGUUCGAUUUCCAAGUCAUCAAGCCGUACAAUGGUACACCACUUGAGAUCACGCAAUUCGCCCCGUACUGGAAAGCUACAAGCGCUCUAGACGAUCACAGCGGACUAGUUACAGGCUCAAGUCUCUCUGGAGAUUACCUCAGACUAACAAUACAGCUUACCAGGGACGGUGUUCCAGUGAGCUACCCAUCUUAUUUCGUGACGUACAACAACCUCGACGUCUCGCUGUGUCAGCUCAAGUAUGAGGUACUCAUGAGACUUGGCUUGACGAGUGGUCUUCUCAACAGUGACGGGACACCGACACUGGAGAGUGUGGAUAUCAUUGAAUGGCGAGAUCGACUUUCUGGCUCGGUCUUCGCCCUCCGAGAGAUUCUGGCCGCAGUACCGGCACAUAUCAACCUCAACCUGCACAUUCUAUAUCCAACCAACCAUGAAGAUAUCAAUCUGGGAGUCUAUUCCAACAUUGACAUUAACACCUUCGCCGAUGCAAUUCUGACCGAAGUCUUCGAUCAUGCCAGAGCCUUACGCGCACAAGGCCCAGAUCUGACUCGAUCUAUCGUAUUCUCUUCAUUCAACAGCAAUAUCUGCACUGCCCUGAACUGGAAGCAGCCAAACUUCCCUGUCUUACUCUGCAACGAUUUGGGCGGUGUGCAGAGCUCGUACCAUUCAUCUGCGAAUAUACUCCAACCUGCCUCCCGACGAGGCACUUCGAUUAAAGAGUCUGCGCGCUUGGCACAGCUGAACAACUUUAUGGGGUUGACUUGCUCGGCACGGAUUUUACAGAUGGUGCCUGCUUUGACAGAGACUAUCAAGCAAGCAGGGCUGGUGCUUGUAUCCGAUGCCUCGGCGGAUGACGAUAAUGGGGGCCAACAGCAAUCUCAUUUGCAGGGACAAUCGCAGAGCUCGGGAUUCGCGAUGAUACCGGAUGGCGUGAACGGGGUUAUGAAGACGAACGGCGUUCUACGAUUCAACGAAACGGUCGACAUGUGA
Messenger RNA from Fonsecaea multimorphosa CBS 102226, 3009 nucleotides. RefSeq lists its product as uncharacterized. Gene Ontology annotation, molecular function: glycerophosphocholine phosphodiesterase activity; protein binding. Lineage: Eukaryota; Fungi; Ascomycota; Eurotiomycetes; Chaetothyriales; Herpotrichiellaceae. The transcript is spliced from 6 exons. Gene Ontology annotation, biological process: glycerophospholipid catabolic process. Bases 1 to 3009 code for a protein of 1002 amino acids. The record is from RefSeq and is a predicted model, not a curated record.